Molecule: messenger RNA, 1709 nt
Organism: Neolamprologus brichardi
Lineage: Eukaryota; Metazoa; Chordata; Actinopteri; Cichliformes; Cichlidae
Gene: nsmce2
Product: NSE2 SUMO ligase component of SMC5/6 complex
Biological process (GO): protein sumoylation; double-strand break repair via homologous recombination
Cellular component (GO): Smc5-Smc6 complex; nucleus
Molecular function (GO): SUMO ligase activity; zinc ion binding
Source: RefSeq, a predicted model, not a curated record
CGGAAGUUAGAAGUUAGCUUCUGUUGUGGCUCCGUUUUAGCGGGUGAUUUGUGUGCGUUUGUAUAGCAUCCACAGUUUCUAUAGUUUAUUUACGUUUCACUUGUUAUUUUUAUACUAAAACCAUUUUUGAAACAGGUUGUACUUGACGUUCAUGUAGGUGUCGGUCAUUUUUCCGGCAGAACUAGAUACCUGUUAGCAAGCUAGGCUAACGUUAACGUUAAAAGCACGUUAAAUUUAGCUCCGGUUUGUAGUCCCAAAGUAAUAAAGGUAGCUUUCACAAUGUCUCUGAGCGCUGUUCACGGAACUCUGUCGAGUCUGAAAUCCUGUCAGGCUGAUAUCGGGACAGGUAUGGACAUUGUGACAGACGUGGCUAUGGACCUGGCGGAAGCUCAGGAUGACGAGAUGAACCCGGGCAUCAAACAGAUGGAGGCCAUGAUUCUGGAGUGUGCCAAGCUGGACAGGGAGAUUAACUACUUUGUUGAUGUGGUGCAACAAGUUACAGCUGAGGUAACCACGCAACAGCCGGAGGCCAUGUUCAGCCUGUCUGCCAAAGUGAAGGAGCAGUUCACAGAGAGAAUAGCCCAACUCUCUGACGCUGACCUGCACACUCACCAGAAAGUAAUGGCUUUCAAGGAAAGUGUCAAAAACUCUUUCAAACAAGCUAACCAGGAGUCAGCAGAGAGCAUGGAGGAGCUCGAUGAGGACAUCGCUGUGACACAGAGUCAAGUCAACUUUACCUGCCCGCUCACACAGGUGGAAAUGGUGAACCCGGUAAAGAACAAGAAGUGUAACCACCACUAUGAUGAAGCAGCAAUCCUAAACCUGAUCAAAACAAGAGACAGCCAGAAGAAGAAAUGCUGCUGUCCCGUGGUGGGCUGUGGAAAUACAGAUGUAAAAGAUUCUGACCUCAUUCCUGACCAGAUGCUGAGGAGAAGGAUCCAGAGCUACAAGAGGCAGAAAAAACGGACUUAAUAAUGAACAUUUCUAUGGAAAUAAUCAAUAGUUAAAGAAAUACAUUUUCCUGUAACAAUUUUGUACACUGAGAAUCUAGAAUGUUUAUAUUGCCAUCUACGCUUUUAUAUAUGACAUUCUUUUUAAACUCAGAUUUGUACCUUGCAAUUUUUGAGGCUCCGUUGAAUCUGGAUGACAUGUUAUAGUAUUUCAUCUGGAGUGUAAAUAAAUAGUAAGAUAAUUACAUGUUUAGUAUUUUCACAGUCUGUGGUGGCUAGUUCAAGAGUCUAUCUGAUGCAGUAAAUCUACUGAACCACGUGAGGGCAGUGUUUGCUUAAAGUCAGUGCAGAAAGGUGCUUCAGGGUUUUGAGAAUCUCCUAAUUUCUCAGCUUCACUUACAUCUAGGGUUACUGGCCAACAUGGCAACUGUAGAUCCAAGAAAGGAUGAUCUUUUACUUAAAAUAAAAUCCUUCAAAAAAUGGGCUCAGUGAAUGAGCCAUAAACAAACAGUUCUUUUACAUCUGUGGGAGUGCACUUAUGUGAUUAAGCCUGCUCUCGCUCCUUGUGAAGGGUCUUUGUUUCAAAAGAAGAAACAAACAAAGGCUGCGUUGAGAUGAAACUAGGUGAAGCUAAUCUUUUAAUAGCCUUGCAUCAGGAAUAAAAAAAAAUAUAUCUGUAAUUGCCCUCUCUCUACAGUGAGUGCGUCAAACAGCACUAAGAUCAUUUCACCAGUGAAGCUAUUAAAUGGCAUUAAAUGA